This is a messenger RNA of Myotis brandtii (Brandt's bat), 1172 nucleotides long. RefSeq names its product gem (nuclear organelle) associated protein 7 (gene GEMIN7). Gene Ontology annotation, cellular component: SMN-Sm protein complex. Bases 453 to 848 code for a protein of 131 amino acids. Gene Ontology annotation, biological process: spliceosomal snRNP assembly. NCBI's taxonomy places the organism in Eukaryota, Metazoa, Chordata, Mammalia, Chiroptera, Vespertilionidae. Gene Ontology annotation, molecular function: RNA binding. The record is from RefSeq and is a predicted model, not a curated record. The transcript has a single exon.
UAUUCAAUGGUUAUAAUCUGCAAUUGUCAUAUUUAAAUGUUCAAAUCAUUCCAGAUUUGUCCAAUGGGAGCCCUUCCAGGCUGGCGUCUGCGGGGUGGGAUUUAUUCGGAAGGUAGCAUUUCCUGGUGGAUUGGAUGGGCCAUGUGUGAGAGAGGAGAGGAGACAGGGGUCUUUCAGCACAUGUUUAUGGCCAGGAACUGGGAGUAAAGCUGUGAUAACAUCAGGCAGAAGUCCCCACUCUGUGAACCUCAUGAAUGGUGGCAGUUCCUGGGAAUAGGGGACUGGUAGAGGGAUGGUGCAGCUUUUAGGAGGGGGAAUCAGGAGGUUGGUUUUGGACAGGUUGAGCUGAGAUGUGGCAGAAAAGCCUCUGCUUCCAGUCCUCCCUCUUCCUGUCACCCCACCUCCCUAUGUAAUGACUCCCCGUUCUUCUUCUUUACCCAACAGCCUGGACAAUGCAGACUCCACUGCCCAGUCCUGUGCCUGUGCUCCGGCUGCCCCGGGGCCCCGAGGGCUUGAGCAGAGGCUUUGCCCCCGAUGGACGGAGGGCCCCCCUGAAGCCAGAGGUUCCUGAAACCCCGGAGUCUCCUGUAGUUCACGAAUGUCAGGAAUCCCAGGAACAGCGGGCCCGAGCCCUCCUCCGGGAACGCUACCUCCGCAGCCUGCUGGCCAUGGUGGGUCGCCAGGUCAGCUUCACCCUGCAUGAGGGUGUGCACGUGACCGCCCACUUCGGAGCCACUGACGUGGAGGUGGCCAACUUCUACGUGUUGCAGCUGCAGACUCCAAUAGGCGUGCAGGCUGAGGCACUGCUCCGGUGUAGUGACAUUAUUUCAUACACCUUCAAGCUAUAAAGACAUUAUUGUGGUCACCUGCUGCCUUAAGCCCAGCCACAGAUUCCCAGGCUUCCAGCAGUUCCAGAUCUCUGGGCCUCAUAGAGUUUGGAAUUCCCUUGGAGUUUUGGGCCAAGCUCCAAGCAACUGACUUCUUCAGAUCUGCAGUGUCUACUAGUCAGUAAAAUUCUGCAACCCCUCAAGUUCUAGAUCCCAUUGAAAGGAAUGCUCUACCUCACAGAACUUUACACUCUACAGAAAUGUGGGUCUUGGGACAGUUCCUGAAGACUGGAGGUGGGGUGGGGUCGGGGAGGGGGCAGUGGGAAUAAAGGAAGGCAAAUUGCA